Messenger RNA from Aplysia californica (California sea hare), 1683 nucleotides. Its product is annotated as 39S ribosomal protein L19, mitochondrial. The record is from RefSeq and is a predicted model, not a curated record. Gene Ontology annotation, cellular component: mitochondrial large ribosomal subunit; ribosome. Gene Ontology annotation, molecular function: structural constituent of ribosome. Gene Ontology annotation, biological process: translation. NCBI's taxonomy places the organism in Eukaryota, Metazoa, Mollusca, Gastropoda, Aplysiida, Aplysiidae.
AUGAAACAAAAUGGCGACCUCCUUGGGAUUGAAUGCUUUACGACUCUCCCUUUCUGUCUUGAGACCUUCGUCUUGUGCAGUUGUUCCAUGUCAACUUACUGUGGCUCAUAAAAGCCACAAUGCCACUCAUGUCAUCAACUAUAGAAGGACAAGGGCUGAAAUGGCCAAGGCUAUUAGAAGAAAGCAAAAUUUCCUUCAUUUUGAGCUUGUAGACAAGCACAGGCACUCACCCCUACAGACGGGAACAGAAAAUAUUUCGCAGGAGACAGAAGUGACUGCUCCCAGGAAUUACAGAUAUGUUAUGCCAGAGUUCAUGCCUCGACCGGACUGGGAGAGAAGAGACAGGGUGUUGGAGAAACUUGAGCGUAGAGACAUGAUGAGGAGAAGGGCCAUCAUGAAUAUUCCGGAAUUCUAUGUGGGUAGCAUAAUGGCGGUGACUGUUGCCGAUGCUUAUGCCCCUUCCAAAAAAAACAGAUUUGUUGGUAUUUGUAUAGACCGAGGAGAAUACGGGCUCAAGGCAUACUUUGUCCUCAGGAAUGUUGUGGAUGGCCUAGGAGUGGAAGUAAUGUAUGAGAUGUACAACCCAAAAGUUCUCUCCAUCGAAGUCCUCAAGCUGGAAAAACGUCUGGAUGACCAGCUGUACUAUCUGCGUGAUGCGCUCCCUGAGUACAGCACCUUCAGCUUCGACAUGGAGCCCGUGCAGCUGCCAAAGGGGGCUGACGUGCCUCUCAAUACUACCAAGGUGAAGCUGAAACCUACCAAAGAGUGGGAGUGUAGGUGGGAGGCCCAUGAUCUACAGGGUGUUCAACCCUUCGAAGUCAAUGAGAAGAGGAUGAGGAGGAAAGAAAAGUCUGCUGAGCCAUGGAAGAAACACGACUUGAUGCUUGACUACCGAAGCAGAGUGCCGGAGGAGGAAGAAGAGCAGGUGAUGGCAGAAGUGUUCAGAGAGAAACAAGUUAUCGACUCUCAACGCAAGAGUAUGAGGACCGUUCUCAAGAAGAGAAAGUAGAGAAAAUGUGUGAUGUUUGAUAAUCUGAGAGUGUACCCAUUUCUUGAUUGAUUUGCUGGGAUUGUUGUGUGUUUGUGUAACAGAAGUGGAGAAAAAUUUUGAUAUUCAUGUAAAGGCUGAUAUACCUGGCAUUGUUGGGAAGAAAGUAUGUGUUUGUGAUAAACAGAAGCUGUGUUAUAGUUUAAUGAGAAAGUUAGAUUGGAGAACGAGAGAUAGUGGGAGGAAAGGAACAAUGAGAGAACAUGAGAGAGAGGGAGAUCGUUUCUCUUCCUGUUUACCUCGUGAAUGCCAUCUGAGCAUGUGCUAUUAUGAGUAUGUAAGCAUGUUCAUAAAGUCAUGGCCUUUUGGUAGCCUAAAUUCUUCCUGGGGAAUGAAUGAGAGAGAGACAGACGGAGAGAGAGAGAGAGAGAGAGAGAGGGGGGGGGGGGGGGAGAGCAGGAGUAGAGAAGCAAGGAUUGAGCAAGAAAAUUAAAGGAAAAAUCAGAAUGACAAAGAUGCACAUGGACUUUGUAACGAAAUGAAAGCAUAAGAAGAGAUAAAGCGACCUCUGUACUCUUUUGUAAGGAUGUGUCACAAGUCUGAAAUAGAAACUUUGUGUGAAGCUUCUAGGAAUGAACUAGCUUCUGGUAUGACAAAAAAUAAUGUUAAGUCAAAUAAAGUGUUUGACAAUUGUA